Molecule: messenger RNA, 1604 nt
Organism: Lontra canadensis (Northern American river otter)
Lineage: Eukaryota; Metazoa; Chordata; Mammalia; Carnivora; Mustelidae
Gene: LTBR
Product: lymphotoxin beta receptor
Exons: 10
Coding region: 223-1485 (420 amino acids)
Biological process (GO): positive regulation of canonical NF-kappaB signal transduction; immune response; hematopoietic or lymphoid organ development
Molecular function (GO): ubiquitin protein ligase binding
Source: RefSeq, a predicted model, not a curated record
CGCCCCGAAGGCCGGCUCACUCCACUCCCACUUCCUGAGCCGGCGCUGGAGCCCUGGAGGCCAGGCCAGGGCCGGCCGCACGGCCCUCGGGGGCACGUCAGCCCAAGCCCAGUCCCAGGCCCUGGGCUUGGGAGCUUGCUGCCACCACUGCCCAGGACGUGCAGGCCUCCCACCUUCCUGCCCCGGCCUCCACCCAUCUGGCCGACUGGCCUACUGGCCGCCAUGCGCCUGCCAUGGGCCGCCUCCCCCUGCGGCCUGGCCUGGGGGCCUCUCAUCCUGGGCCUCUGCGGUCUCCUGGCAGCAUCCCAGGCCCGACUGGAGCCCCCAUACCACACAGAGAACCGAACGUGCUGGGACCGGGAAAAGGAGUACUACGAACCCAAGCAUCAGGUCUGCUGCUCCCGCUGCCCCCCAGGCACACACGUCUCCGUGGAAUGCAGCCCCAGCCAGAACACCGUUUGUGCCCAGUGUCCCGAAAAUUCCUACAACGAGCACUGGAACCAUCUCUCCAUCUGCCAGCUGUGCCGCCCCUGUGACCAGAUGCUGGGCUUCGAGGAGACCAUGCCUUGCACCAGCAGACAGAAGACCCAGUGCCGCUGCCAACCAGGAAUGUUCUGCGUGCACUGGGACACGGAGUGUGUACACUGUGAGCCACUCUCAGACUGCCCACCAGGCACUGAGGCCAAGCUGACAGAUGAAGUCGGGGUAGUUAACAGAAACUGUGUGCCCUGUAAGGCAGGCCACUUCCAGAACACCUCCUCCCCCAGGGCCCGCUGCCAGCCCCAUACAAGGUGUGAGGAGCAGGGCCUGGUGGAGGCAGUUCCAGGCACUGCCCGGUCUGACGCCAGCUGCAGAAAUCCCCCAGAGCACUCGGAGAUGCCAGGAACUAUGAUGGUGCUGGCCAUCCUGCUGCCACUGGCCUCAUUCCUGCUCCUCACCACCGUCCUGGCCUGCACCUGGAAGAGCCACCCCUCUCUCUGCAGGAAGCUAGGAUCUCUGCUGAAGAGGCGUCCAGAGGGAGAGGACUCAAAUACCGCUGAUGGAAGCUGGGAGCCUCCAAGGGUCAACCCACAUUUCCCUGACCUGGUAAAGCCACUUCUGCCCUUUGGAGACAUGGCCCCCGCCUCGGCCAGGCUCCCAGCACCCCCAGGUUUGGAGGAAGAGAUGCUGCAGCAACAGAGUCCUCUCAGCCAGGCCAGGGAGCUGGAGCCCGAGCUCCCAGAGCAAAGCCAGGUGGCCCAUGGUACCAGCGGCAUUCAUGUCACCGGUGGGUCUGUGACUGUCACCGGCAACAUCUACAUCUACAAUGGGCCAGUCCUGGGGGGAGCACGGGGCCCCGGAGACCCCCCUGCUUCCCCAGAGCCUCCAUACCCCACCCCUGAAGAGGGUGCCCCUGGCCCUCCUGGACUCUCCACACCCUACCAGGAGGAUGGCAAAGCUUGGCAUCUGGCUGAAACAGAGACACUGGGCUGCCACGCCCUCUAACAGAGCCAAGGACCCAACUUGUCACCCAUGCCUCUUGGUGUCUGGGAACAGUCAGGAGAAGGGACGUGCAAGAGCACCUUCUCCCUGAGGCUGCCCUACCCACCCAGGACUGACCGAGG